Micropterus dolomieu (smallmouth bass) is the source of this 3696-nucleotide messenger RNA. It is a transcript of the gene ythdf1, whose product is annotated as YTH N(6)-methyladenosine RNA binding protein 1. Gene Ontology annotation, cellular component: cytoplasm. The coding region runs from base 352 to 2208 and encodes 618 amino acids. The transcript is spliced from 6 exons. The record is from RefSeq and is a predicted model, not a curated record. Gene Ontology annotation, molecular function: N6-methyladenosine-containing RNA reader activity; mRNA binding. NCBI's taxonomy places the organism in Eukaryota, Metazoa, Chordata, Actinopteri, Centrarchiformes, Centrarchidae. Gene Ontology annotation, biological process: mRNA destabilization.
GUCAUUUCCGCCCCGCAGACCCCGGAUGAAGCUGCCAUUGGGGCAAGUGAUCAGGGCCACCAAGGCUGGUUGGAUUUUAAUUUAACGGCGAGGGGGUCGGAGCGGAUUGAAGCCCCGCUGGAUUAAUGUCGACAGGGCAGCGCGGAGUGGCAGCAGGGCUACAGCGAGCAAACUGUCCGCGCUGAGCACAGAGGCUAACCGGCUAACAGCCGCUGCUAACUGUGUUUAACUGUUAGCAAACUCACGUAGUGAAACAGCUUCUCCAGCUAUUAGCCUGUCCACACAGCGGAGUUUGUGCACCUCCAAAAAUAUUAUCAGGGCUUCUGUCUUAAAACAACACCUGGUGGAUGAAUGAUGUCUGCCGCUAGUAUUGACCCUCAGACAUCGAAAGGACAAGAUGCAAGCAAAGCCUUUCCAGUUUCAGUGCAGAAUGGCUCCCUCCACCAGAAGGAUACAGUCCAUGACAAUGAUUUUGAGCCUUAUCUCACCAACCAGUCAAAUCAGAAUAACAGCUAUCAAUCGAUGACAGACCCUUACUUGUCCAGCUACUAUGCCCCCUCCAUUGGAUUUCCUUACCCGCUCAGUGAGGCUCCUUGGUCAACAGGAGGGGACCCCCCAAUUCCCUACCUGACGCCCUAUGCCCCCCUCAGCAAUGGAGACCAUCACUUCAUGCACGACACAGUGUUUGGACAGCCAGGUGGGCUCAGCAGCAGUAUCUAUCCUCACAGGUUUAACUUUUUCCCAGAGAACCCGGCUUUCUCAGCCUGGGGCACCAGUGGUUCUCAGGGCCAGCAGACUCAGAGCUCAGCCUAUGGGGGGAGUUACAGCUACCCCCCCAGCUCUCUAGGAGGCACGUUAAUCCCUGAUGGACAGACGGGUUUCCACAGUGACACCCUGAGCAAGGCUCCAGGUAUGAACAGCCUAGAGCAGGGCAUGCUGGGCCUAAAAAUAGGUGGGGAUGUGACAGGAAGUGGCUCCGGUGUGAAGAGCGCAGGCUCUGUGAUUGGUGGCGGAGGCAGUGUAGCUGCAGCUGUUGCUACGGGCAACAAUUCCACAAUUGGUAUGCCCCCACCAAAACCUGCAUCGUGGGCCGCUAUUGCUAGUAAACCUGCCAAGCUGCAGCAACAAAAGACCAAGAUCAAACCUGGCCCACCUAUAGCUGGAGGACCUAUGCCUCCACCCCCCAUUAAACACAACAUGGACAUUGAUACGUGGGAUAAUAAAGGGACUGCUACCAAGAUGGUCCCUCCUUUAACCCCCCACCACCACCACCAUCACCACCAGCAGCACCAGCCCCAGCUUCACUCCCAUGCUCCCAGUCUCCUACCCCCCCUUCAGCAAUCCCUACAGUCUGCCCAGUCCCUCGUGCAGCAGAUGACCAUGCAGGGUCCUCCACCUCCUCAUCCACAGUCUUAUCAGAACCACAACUCUGCUCCAACGCCUCAGACCCGUUGGGUAGCACCACGCAACCGCAACUUGUGCUACGGUGGUGGAAGUUUGGACAGCAGCGGCUCCUCUAAUGGCGGUGGUGUUGGUAACGGAGGUGGAGUGUGCGGGGUUGUGCCUCCAGAGCCGGGGUCAGAGUCCCACCCUGUGCUGGAGAAGCUGCGAGCAGCCCACAGCUACAACCCCAAGGAGUUUGACUGGAACCUGAAAAACGGUCGCGUGUUUAUCAUCAAGAGUUACUCUGAGGACGACAUCCACCGCUCCAUCAAGUACUCCAUCUGGUGCAGCACGGAGCACGGCAACAAACGUUUGGACUCAGCCUUCAGAGCUAUGAACGCUAAAGGUCCCGUCUACUUGUUGUUCAGUGUCAACGGCAGCGGCCAUUUCUGCGGCGUGGCCGAAAUGCGCUCCCCUGUGGACUACGGCACCAGCGCUGGCGUUUGGGCGCAGGACAAGUGGAAGGGCAAGUUUGAUGUGAACUGGUUGUUUGUAAAGGACGUGCCAAAUAGCCAGCUGCGCCACAUCCGCCUGGAGAACAAUGACAACAAGCCAGUCACCAACUCACGUGACACUCAAGAGGUUCCUCUGGAAAAGGCAAAGCAGGUGCUCAAGAUUAUCGCCCAGUACAAACACACCACCUCCAUCUUUGAUGACUUUUCCCACUAUGAGAAGAAGCAGGAGGAGGAGGAGGUGGUGAAAAAGAGCUACGAGCCUGCCUCAAUACAGAGCCGACCCCGAAUUGAUCAGGAUCACCAGAAGUAAACAGAAGACGGCUGUCGACGAAAUUUAGAUUUAAAAAGAAAACACAAGGACAUAAAGAGAUUGAAAACUAAUAUUUUUUUCUAUUUAAUUUUGUUGACUUUGACCCACAUUGCUCCUGGUUCCCAGUCUUUGAGAUGCGUGCAGGGAUAAAGCUAGUUCCACCAGUUGAGUCGCUUCAAUAAUAUUUUUUUUUUUUCUUGUUUUUUCUGUAUUUUUUAGCCUUAUAAAUCUCUAUUGCUACCCCGGAACUUGCAUUCUUAACUAAAUAUAAGUAACAAAUAUCUGCACGUCUGUUUUUGAAAAAUCUCUUGACAACAUGCUGCUGAUAUUCAGUGACUGUUCACUUUGUGGUUUGUGUGUUGGAGAAAUGUUAAGUGCUUGUAUUGGUUAAUCUUAACGAGUGAACAACACUUUAUUGACAAAUGUCUGCUAUCUUUGUGUGGCCAGUUGUGUUUUAUAUUAUGAGAAGAAGAAAAAUAACUUCUUUAAUGCCCCCUUUUUUUUCAUGUGAGGGGUGUCUUACUUUGGUGGAGGAAUGUGUACACUGAAAGUUUCUGUAUGCGUAGACUUAAUCGUGCAAGGUUGUGACAUUAGAAAGCAUAAAUGUUAGAAAAAAUAUUUUGAAUGAUGUAUCACACCUGGCUUACAACUGAUUUAAAUUUAGCAUUAAAGUGGAGAAAAUGUGGGAUUGUGUCUCUUCCAGAGUGGAGCCUUAACAUUUCUUUUCAGCACUAGUAUAAAUGAAAUGUGUUUUUUUUUUCCCCACCCCCAGAACUGUACCUCAAAAUGUUCAGCUAGAGAUUCAGGGAAAAGAUGUGUAGAGAUCUUAAACGGUCUUAAAGGUGGUCCCUCUCUUUUUUUUAUUUAAAGAAUGGAAAUACAAAUAUAAUGGAAAUACAAAUAUACUGUUACAGUGACUUUUAUUUCCCUCCGUUCCCUGCUGUUCCAACAGAGGUCUCUGUUUACGAAAUUCUGGAGGAAAUGUAGCAUGCUUGCUGCUUUUAAAAAUUCAAGCCAGGCUUGUCACUUUUUUGUUUGUUUGUUUCUUGUUCUUUCUUAACAAAAUUAUAAUCUUGACAUUCUCAUCAUUUUCAUUGCUAUAACCUGUCCACGCCAUCCUCAGAAAAAUGUAAGCUUUAAUGUACUGGCAUUUCUAACUGAGAUCGCCUCAAAAUGUUUAACUGUAGCAUUAUACUUAACUGAUUUAUUGUCAAGUGUAUGAAAACCGAGAGACUAACUAGCCUAUAUGGUAUAUGUUUGUGACUUUUGUUUUUAUGCUUGCUGUAUUGUGUGUAUGCAAGAGUGAAAGAAAAGAGAGGGAGUAUGACUGUGGAGCAAUCAGAGUUAUAUUACUGGUAUUGGAAUAUAGAAAUUUUAUGCAAAAAAAAGUUUUAAGUCAUCCCUGAAUUAAAUAUUCAUUGUAUCAGAGGUCACCAUCACAUUCUUAGAUUUGAACAUGCUCAUUAUUAAAGAUAUACUUAUCUGUUA